UGCGUUCGAAAACCGUUUAAUUUGUAUAGCCAUUAAUCAACAGAUAAAAAUACCAAAAAGCAUUUUUUAUUAGAACUAUUGUAAUAGUUCGGUGUGUUUAUUAUUAAAACAUAAACUUGUUCGUGUAAACUUCCAUCUAAUUUCACAAAUUGAUAGUUUAACAACUCAUCCCUCGUCAUGGAAGACGAUCUGAACAAACUGUCCAGCAACAUAAUCACUAAUUUAGAUAGAAUUAAUCGCAUUCUCAGCACUGGUCGUUUACAGUCCAAACUUUUGUCAGACCUGAAACUACCGGAUCGUCUUCUCGCGCUGGUCCAGCAAGAAUGGACACCGACCUCAGAUGUACGAACCGUAGAUCCGUCCAACCGCCUGUCCGUGGAGGACGUCGAUUUACUUUUCAACAAAAUUCGUCAACGCCCUGCCGGGGGAACAGCUUCCCGGGUAAACCGAAAUCUGACACAAAAGAAGACGGUUCCGUUGCAACAGUCACGAAUUCUGAACGAAACCAAUCUGGCCAACGGCCAGUCCGGGUCGCUGACCAAUUUGUGCGACAGUAGCAAACUAGCCAUGAAGAGUGUUGAUGUGGAGGCGUUGGUAAAAUCAUUGAAGCAAUCGGCAGAAGCUCUUGGACGAAUUGAAAAUCGCUGUCUGGAACAGAUAGAUUUUGAUCGGGUGGAGCGAUUCAAUAGAAGAGAGUGCGCCAAAAUUCGAGAUACUAUCCAAGACAUCGAAGUAAUGGUGCAGGAUUUGGAAAAGUUUGUGGCCUGCGAACAAAACACUGAUGGCGAAAGAAAGGAACUGCUGACUGAAAGAUUGGUUGGGCUGCUCAGAGAUUUGGCGGAGACUAUGUCGCAAGUGGUUUUUAUAAAAAACAAUGAGUACAUUCCGGACAUGAGUAAGUCGCUUGUUCUAGAUUCUUUUCCACUAGCCGAGUGCCUCGAUGACGUUAAUGAAAACAUACGUCGGAAUAAAUUGUAUCAAUGAAAUUUUUAAACUAGUUCUAAGGUUUCACCGUAUUGUAUAUGUAAAAGAAAUGGUAUUUGUAAUUUAAGAAA
Molecule: messenger RNA, 1055 nt
Organism: Topomyia yanbarensis
Lineage: Eukaryota; Metazoa; Arthropoda; Insecta; Diptera; Culicidae
Exons: 2
Coding region: 178-984 (268 amino acids)
Source: RefSeq, a predicted model, not a curated record